AUGAAAAUGGAGGACUUUGUUCGGAGAAUGGAGGAAGAGAUAAGAAGCGAGGAUGAUGUUAAGAAGGAAGAGUCGGUACGCUGUGAGCACAUUGGCGAUCCUCAGAUCCAUAAGAAGAGAAAGAUAGCCAUUCCUUCAUGUAAUCUGCAAAGAAAAAAACAUGUUGCAGAGAUCAACACGGUAGAAAAAAAGGAGAGUGGAGCUAUGUCCUGUGGAAAGUGUGGCAAGAGACUAAAACUAACGAACAACUAUAGCUGUAGAUGUGGAAAUACAUACUGCAUUAUGCAUAGAUUCCAUGACCAGCAUGGCUGUACAUUUGAUUAUAAAGCAAUGGCAAUAGCAAAGCUCUCUGCACAGAAUCCAAAGAUUGUUGGAAAGAAGGUGGGGGAGCCGUAG
Molecule: messenger RNA, 396 nt
Organism: Encephalitozoon hellem ATCC 50504
Lineage: Eukaryota; Fungi; Microsporidia; Unikaryonidae
Exons: 1
Coding region: 1-396 (131 amino acids)
Molecular function (GO): zinc ion binding
Source: RefSeq, a predicted model, not a curated record